UCUGUGCUCGUUCCAAACGGCGUUUGUUCGGUCUCCGUGGUCUCAAAAGUCUAGAUCUUCGUCGAACGCAGCCUUCAAAGGAUGCAUUCCCUGAAUUGAGACACAGCCACAGAUACAUUUGUAUCCUUCACGGCGUAAUCAGUUUCAACUAAGAAUCUUUUUUUUGUUCCUUUUUUUUUUUUUCCCCUCCCCAAAACAAAAUGGCGGAAAAAGAGGCAGCAGUUGACCAUAAACUGUACCAACUGAACACCGGCGAUUUCGUCUUUAAAUGGAGCAAGGAGCUGACAGCUGAAUUUAUAAAGUUGAGGGCAGAAAGUGAACACCUGUUCACAGGAGCCAGGUUUUCAGCCCGUAUGGGCUGGAGGACAAUUCUGCAAAAAAUGGGCCUGCAGAAAAAGGUCACUCCUCUGCAAGCAAAAAAGAAGUGGGACAACCUCAAGAAAAAAUACAAAGAUUGCAAGUACCCAGAGGCAGGAGAAGGUGUCGCUGGGAAACCCAAUGCUGCUACUUGGCCGUGGUUUUCCCUCAUGGAUGAGAUGCUGGGACCCUUCACCACCCCCCCUCUGAAAAUAAUCACAAUCUCUGACGACACCCCAGAGACAAGUACAGCAAUGGGUGAUCAGGAGGAAAAUGACGAGGAUUACAGCCCAUGCUGCAGACUGGAGAGAAAGAGAAAAAGAAAUCAAGAGAAGGUUGAGCUUCUAGAACUCAUUAGAGAGGACAUGAAGCUGCAGAGGGAGAUUGAGGAGAGGAUGGCAAAAGAGAGCAGGGAGAGGAUGGACAGGCUCUUCUCUCUGCUUGAAAAAUUAAUUGAAAAAUGAAUACAUGAAGUCAUUUUUAAAUACAUUAUUUUAAUAAACAACAUGUUAACACUACAUAUUGUAUGGACUGUAUAUACAGUGCAUCCUGAAAGUAUUCACAGCGCUUCACUUUUUCCUCAUUUUAUGUUACAGCCUGAUGGGCCUUUCACAUUGCACGCUUUACAUGAGUCAGGCAACGAUUCCCAACGCGUCGUGACAUCAGAUGCUUCGCUUCGGAAGCGGCAAGGGGGUUGGAGAUUGCUCUGUCACAGUUCAGAACGGCGAAAGUUGGAUUGGGUUGAACUUUGACCGCACCAGCCGGUCGACAAGCGGCAAUGCGUGGUUCCAUCAGAAGUGUCGGUUUAGCUUGGCUUUUGACGCGAUACUUCU
This is a messenger RNA of Thalassophryne amazonica, 1190 nucleotides long. RefSeq lists its product as uncharacterized. The transcript has 4 exons. Lineage: Eukaryota; Metazoa; Chordata; Actinopteri; Batrachoidiformes; Batrachoididae. The coding region runs from base 201 to 821 and encodes 206 amino acids. The record is from RefSeq and is a predicted model, not a curated record.